AUGUGUGGGCCUCUAUAUAUGCUCGUACGCAUCCUCGCGCGCAGUGGACGGCGCGCACGCAACGCGACAAUUGAUAGGAUCCUUCAAAAUAUUCAUUACAGUAAUUAAUUAGUUUUGGAGUGAAAGUGACAGCAAAAUACACCUACACGAAACACGUGGCAAUGAAAAUGAAGUUGUUUGUCGCAAUACUUUCACUGAUUUUUACGCUAGCCUGUGCAAAAUAUACACCUGAAGGCUACGUGGUGGACAAGUCGUCGAACAUCGCUUACAAGCUGGUGUACCAGGCGCAGACGUGGCCGGUGGCGCGGGACCGCUGUGCUGAGGAGGAUGCCAAGCUGGCGGUGCCGAAGACAUUAGAGCAGUUCCAGUUCAUGCAGCGCCUGGUGCGCGCCAUGCAGUACUCCAGCAUCAGCGGCAGCGAGUACCGGCUGGUGGUGUGGCUCGGCAUACACAACCUGCACGACUACCGCCGCUGGCAGAACGUUGAUGGUGAGGACAUAGAGGAAACCGGCUUCCACAAGUGGGCCCGCGGGAACGGGGACGGAUACAGCGACGCACCGGAAGAGCCUCACUGCGCCGGGCUGGACGCCGUCAACUGGCUGCGCGACUUCUGGUGCCACCAUCGACAACCAUACAUAUGCCAGAUUAAACUGUCAUAACACCAA
Molecule: messenger RNA, 665 nt
Organism: Bicyclus anynana (squinting bush brown)
Lineage: Eukaryota; Metazoa; Arthropoda; Insecta; Lepidoptera; Nymphalidae
Product: CD209 antigen
Exons: 6
Coding region: 162-659 (165 amino acids)
Molecular function (GO): signaling receptor activity
Source: RefSeq, a predicted model, not a curated record